CUGAUAAAAAUGCUUCGAGAAGUAAAGCCAAAGAACCCGCGCACUGCACGCAUCCUCAAGGCUAAAGAACCUCAACUCAUUGAAGGUGCAAAGCGCGUAUUGCUGCUCCAUGGGUCAAAAUGUCCUACGCCCCUACAUACUGUCCUCAAAGUUUUCCAUUCUCUUACGACACCGCAUUCCGUCCUCUUCCACAAGAAAAAUGAGAACAUUCACCCGUUCGAGAGUACCGAGAGUCUCGAAUUCCUGGCCAACAAGAAUGACUGCGGCAUGGUAAUUUUCGGAAGCAGCAAUAAGAAGAGGCCCAACUGCCUGACAAUUGCGCGCAUCUUUGACUCCAAAGUUCUCGACAUGGCUGAGCUGUUACUCCUCCCCGAUGCCAAUGGCGAGGGGAUUCCCGAGAUGAACAGGCUUUCUAUGCAUGUCGCCAUCGGUCUGCGGCCGCUGAUGCUCUUUUCCGGCAGCGCAUGGGACGAUACGACAUCGACGACGCAUACGAUGCUGAAGAGCAUGCUGGUGGAUCUAUUCAAGGGCGAGACCAGUGAUAAGAUUGACGUUGAAGGACUACAGUAUGCGCUUAUGGUUGGUGCGGAGGAGCCUACGGCGGGUCUGGCACCUAUUAUUCAUCUACGGUGGUACAAGAUCGUCACUAAGCGGAGCGGACACAAGCUUCCUCGCGUGGAGCUGGAAGAGAUUGGACCCAAGCUCGACUUCAAAGUCGGACGUAUCCAAGAGGCACCUCGCGACGUCAUGAAAGAGGCCAUGAAGCAGGGCAAGAAACCGAACGAGGAGAUCAAGAACAAGAAGAACAUCGGUAUUGAUUUAAUCGGUGACAAGGUUGGUCGGGUGCAUCUAGCCAAGCAGGAUCUGGGUGGAUUGCAGACGAGGAAGAUGAAGGGUCUGAAGCGGAGGGCUGGAGUGGAGUCUGAUGACGAAGGAGACGCAGAUAUGAUGGAUGUGGAUGAAGUUUCGGAGGACGAGAAGACGAAGCGGGCACGACAUGAUUAAGGGUACGCA
This is a messenger RNA of Aspergillus nidulans FGSC A4, 1014 nucleotides long. RefSeq names its product rRNA-binding ribosome biosynthesis protein RPF2. Gene Ontology annotation, biological process: maturation of LSU-rRNA; ribosomal large subunit assembly; ribosome biogenesis. NCBI's taxonomy places the organism in Eukaryota, Fungi, Ascomycota, Eurotiomycetes, Eurotiales, Aspergillaceae. The transcript has 2 exons. Bases 10 to 1005 code for a protein of 331 amino acids. Gene Ontology annotation, molecular function: rRNA binding. The record is from RefSeq and is a predicted model, not a curated record. Gene Ontology annotation, cellular component: nucleolus.